This is a messenger RNA of Ustilaginoidea virens, 1464 nucleotides long. RefSeq lists its product as uncharacterized. NCBI's taxonomy places the organism in Eukaryota, Fungi, Ascomycota, Sordariomycetes, Hypocreales, Clavicipitaceae. The transcript is spliced from 8 exons. Gene Ontology annotation, biological process: nuclear-transcribed mRNA poly(A) tail shortening; regulation of DNA-templated transcription. The record is from RefSeq and is a predicted model, not a curated record. Bases 1 to 1464 code for a protein of 487 amino acids. Gene Ontology annotation, cellular component: P-body; CCR4-NOT core complex.
AUGAUGAACCGGCCAGGGACAGUGCCGCAAUCUCUUAGGGGCAUGCCUGUCAACUUUGGUGGCCAACAACAAUCUCAACAACCAGGGCGAGCGGUUUCGAAUCGGCUGCCGAACGGGAAGAUAGCGAAUAAUGGAUCAGGCUGGGCCUUUGGCGGCAAUGUGCCCAUGGGUGGUGUUGGCUUCCAAAACCAAACCCGUCAAUUAGGAGGAAAUGUCAGUUUUGCGCAGAGCCUGAGCGGGUCGCAACCUGCCACUCCGUUGGAUCUGUCCGAAUUUCCAUCACUUUCAAAUAACUCACAAUCUAACAAUGCCAAUCCGGCAUCCAUGUGGUCGUCUGGAGGCUCUCGAAGCCUGAGUGGCCCUGUGCAGCGAAAUCAGUCAACUCCGGUAUCGUCUCAGCAAGGUGGCCAAGAAGACCUGUUUUCUGCACCGUCGUCUCGUCUACCAUCAAAUCAGGGGUCGUUCCGUUUCGGGAAUCAAAGCAACCUGGCCUCCGCCCCUCAAGGGCAACCCAGCAGUGUAGAUGACUUUCCCCCAUUAAAUAGAAGUGGAAAUGCAGACUUGGCAUCAGACCGAAGUGGCAACUUGAUGUCACUAGCAUUCAAAUCUCAACACGGCGCGUCCAUCAUGCAUAGGGGGAACGGUCUGCUGAACGCGCUAUCGGCUAAUAGCCGCGCAAGCGAUGCACGGUCACCGCCCGGAAUUGGUUCGACGACGCGUGUCCAAGAUCAGAAGCGGCUGGGAGCGGAUGAGGAAAACAGGCAAAAGUCUACGCUGAGGGAUAUUGGGCUCGGCAAGCCAAGAACUGUGGAUGGCACAAGUUCAAGCGUACUAGGGGCCAUAGGGAACGAUGAGGCGUCUGCGAAGCUGAGGGACGAAAAGGAAUCACAAGCCCCAGAGGCGGUGGACCCUCUCGCUGGGAUGGCUCCUGUGGAUAAAUGGGGGAUCAAGGGAUUGCGGACACUGAUGAACAACUAUCCGGACUACCACGCAAUGGUGGUUGGCAUGGACCCCUCGUCAAUGGGACUUGAUACCAACUCGCAGGACCUGAUCUCAACGCAAGUGUAUUCCUUGUUUGAUGACGCUCCUCCGCGGCCGACAGUCAAUGGACACAGAGUACGGCUACCUGAUUGCUACAACGUAACCAAUGUCCAGCCUUUUGAAAGCAAGAUUCAAAACUUCAACGAUGACACGCUCUUCUGGAUCUUCUACAGCUUUCCAGCAGAUGCCAAACAGCAAAUGGCUGCGGCGGAACUGCAUUCCCGCAACUGGAGGUGGCACAAGAAACACCAAAUAUGGCUCACCAAAGACGAGCACAUGACGCCUCAGAUUUUGAGCCCCAAUCACGAGCGGGGCUUUUAUAUCGUUUGGGACAUUGAUCAAUGGCGAAAAGACAGGCGAGAACUGAACCUGUUCUACGGUGACCUGGAUACCACGUUAAGUCAAGCGCCUACGAUACCGUAA